AUGUGGCCGUCAGGCGAGCCCUGGCCUCUACAAUCUAGUUCACAACCCAAGAAGAGGAAUUUUGGAGGUCGGAGUCUUAAUUUGGCUGCACAGCAAAAAACAACGAUCUCUGUAAAAGAAAGGGGUCUUUUGCGUCUCUAUUAUGAGAAAAUUUUUCAAAAUCUGCAACAAACGAACUGCCGAAUUAUCGCCAAAGCCUACAUCAAAUUAGUUGAACCGCGCAAGCAAGUCAACUACCCAUACAAUGGACGGAAGAUUGUGGAUGGGAGGACUCAACAGCUUGAUCCGGAGGCAACUAAACCACCGUGGUGGCCACGUGGAGUGAGCCAUAGAGAACCAGAUCAUCUUCCAAAAGUUGAACGCAUUCGACUUUUGGUAUACAUCCUCUGCGAGAUGCGCAAAACCCACGGAAUCACAACCGCCAGAUUAAAACAAUGCGAUCAGCCCAUUCGUCGUCAAAUCCUCCCGGUCGAACGUUUACAAAUCUUGGACGAGGCAUAUCGAGUUCGCGAGGAGGAGGAAAGAUUCCUAGAUGGGCUUUCAGACGGAAAAAACGUCUGCAUAUCUCGCACCAAUCUCCCUCAAAUAGCAGAAGACUCAUCCAGCGGACAAAGCUCGCCAACCGAACCAGCCCCUUCCCAUAAUACCGUCGACGCCGAAUGCAGCGACGGAAUAUCCCACAUCGAUAUAACCCAAGUCACCUCCGGAGACCUGUCAAGUGCCUCAUCUUACAAUUCUUCCAACCCCUAUAACCAAACAAUGCACUUGGGUCCAAACAUGCAAUACCAGUCCGUCGGCCAUACAACCGUGUCAACAUCACCAUUGGAACUGAGGCCAAAGCAUGAACCACUAUCUGCCGGGGCACAUUUGAUUGAUCGGACUCGUCCAAUCACCCCGGCGCACUAUCAAUACCCCGGCGUUUCGGGCAUUCAACCUACACCGAUGGAGUUCUAUGGCACGCAUGAUUUGUCCCAGGAUCCAAAUGUUCCGAUCACUCAGACUUCGACAGGGAGCUUGCCAACAGAGCCAAUGAUGCCGUACGGACACCCCUACUAUUUCAACUACUGA
Penicillium griseofulvum is the source of this 1068-nucleotide messenger RNA. Its product is annotated as DUF2841 domain-containing protein. The coding region runs from base 1 to 1068 and encodes 355 amino acids. NCBI's taxonomy places the organism in Eukaryota, Fungi, Ascomycota, Eurotiomycetes, Eurotiales, Aspergillaceae. The record is from RefSeq and is a predicted model, not a curated record. The transcript has 3 exons.